CUUGGAUCAUGAACAGUUUCCUAGAGAUUUUCUUUGUGGUUUCGGCUUUCAUUAGCCUAAUACCUUUUUCUGAGCUCGUACCAAAAAAUUGGACACCAGGGGAGCGCAGGGUUUACGAGCAAUUAAGACUACAGGAUUGCGGAGUCCUAACGAAUGUAAUCCCCUUCCAAAGGCUUCGACGAAGGAUCACAGGUGGCAGGAAAUCUUUCCUAAUGUCCCAACCUUGGAUGGCAUUUCUCUAUGUAACAGGGGAUUUGGAGAUGUGUCGCUGUGGAGGCGCUCUUAUCUCCGAAAGCUUUGUUUUGACUGCUGCCCAUUGCAUCAAAUUGUGUCCACAGUCCACAGAGUUAAGAGUUCGGCUGGGAGAACUCGACUUAACUUCCUCAGAAGACUGCACAACCUACAACUAUAAAAGGGUUUGUGCCCCACCCAUUGAGGAAUUUACUAUAGAAAAGGCGAUUGUUCAUGAGGAUUUUAACCCCUCCUCCCCUUGGUUUGAUGUAGCCCUCCUAAAACUGAACCGGAAAGUGGUCUUUAAAGAUCACAUCCGACCCAUUUGUCUACCUCUGACCGAUCAACUCCUGGCUUUUACCUCCAAUAUUGGACAGUCUUACUUGGCGGUGGGAUGGGGAAAAACGGAGGAUCGUCGUUUUGCCAACAGUACAAUGGAGGUCUAUAUAAACUCUGAGAGGUGUACCGGCGGUAGGGAUAGCUCCUUCCUGUGUGCCAAUGGAGACUAUGUGGAUACCUGUACCGGCGACUCAGGUGGUCCACUCACCUGGUCGACCCUUUACUUUGGCACUGUUCGAACAGUGCAAUUUGGUGUGGUCAGCAUUGGGAGCACAGAGUGUGGAGCUGCUCAGAAGGCCUACUACAUGGAUGUGCCCACCUUUAUGCCCUGGAUAAUCGGCAAGCUGGCAGAGUUCCCACAGUUGGAAGCCAAUUUAGAUACCAAUAAUUUGAGGUAAAGAUGGAAAUAAUAUGUAGAACCAUUACAUUCCCAAAUCAGAAGUUAAA
Molecule: messenger RNA, 1017 nt
Organism: Drosophila subpulchrella
Lineage: Eukaryota; Metazoa; Arthropoda; Insecta; Diptera; Drosophilidae
Product: serine protease grass
Exons: 4
Coding region: 9-968 (319 amino acids)
Biological process (GO): proteolysis
Molecular function (GO): serine-type endopeptidase activity
Source: RefSeq, a predicted model, not a curated record